AACAGGGGGAAAUCCCGGGUGUGAGUGAGAGAAAGAAGAAGGAGAAAACUUGGACACAGCAAACCCCUGCGGGUCAGUCUCACCUGCGUGCAAGCUUCGACCUAGCCAGUCCAGUUGAGCGGGCCUCCUCGUUCACAUCGACUCGCGUAUAGUUUCUCGACAUAAUCACUAAUCGACUCUUAUUUAACAUAUUCUUAAUUAUUCCAAUUGAACAAAUUAUCAUCCAAAGUGUUCUAUGUGUCUCUUCCAAAGGAAAACACAUACUAAUAUAUUUUUUAACUUGAAGAUAUGUCUUAUUAAGUUACAGUGUAACAUUAAGGAAUCAAAAAAGAAUCGGGAUAUCGAUAAAGAAUCGACUAUCCAAAGUGUUUUGUCUAAUUAGAUGGAUUUUUCUAUCUCGAAUCGAUUAUUAAAACGUAUUUGAUUAACGUGUCUUGUACGAUAGCGUGCUUAUCGUUCCUAAUCUCAUAACUUUGUUAUGUUGACAACGUACUGACAAAAAAACCUCUCGAAGUUAUUGUUUUUAUAAGUUUUAUCGUGAAAAAUUGCUUGUUGAAAAAUAUUACGAUGUAGUAGUCAAGGAGUGAUAUCGGAUGGACUUGGAAAAGGCUUUAAAUUUCUAAUUAAUCUUCGGUCGCAAAGAAAAAAAACUACGUUCCAUUAAUCAGAUUCUUUAAAGUGCUCUCUGAGUGUCCUAGUUACAACCAUGUAGAGAACAUCUUAGUUCUCUUUCUUUAAAAAUUUCAAAGACUAUUCUUUUCAAUCUAUGUGAACAGUGAAAGACAACGUGGUGGUGGACUGUGAGUCGUUGAUGUAUUCGUUUCAUCGCCAGAAGGAUGAUGAUGAUGGACAUGGGCAUGUACGGGACCUACGGUAAGCCAGAUUCAUAUCCCAACUACGUGUUCGCCGGUCAAGGGAAUCAUCAUCAUCAGGCUUCUACCGUCGGUGGACAUGUGUCUGUACCACCAUCACCCGAUCUUGCGCCGAGUCAUUAUUACCCUCAGACAGCAGUGGCUCCUUACUCAUCUUCGUCAUCCGAAAGUUUCCUGACUGCUGAGUCUGGUGCUUCGUCGAGUACACCGCCUCAAAGUUUCUACUCGCCGACGGGAGCUGUACUACACGAGGAUGGUACUACAACGGCGAUCAUUUCGUCGGAGAACGGCCUGAGUUAUACCAAUCUUGAUUAUGCUUCCUCCUCGACAUACUCCGGUCAACAACAACAACAACAACAGCCACAACCACAUGCAGGAUCCCAUGGUUCGAAUGAACCUCAUCAAAGUUACCAUGUACAACAAAAUACCUACAGAGAAGAUCAUCAUCAUCAUCAUCACCACCACCACCAUCACCCUCCGAGUCUUCAUCAAACUGCUACCUUACAAACCCAUCAAAGAACGGAACUUGAUUUGCAUCAACCAACCUCUAGUCACCAUCAUCAUCAUCAUCAUCCUCCUCACCAUCGACAUGAAUCCGAAUAUCAGGUACCAGUCGGUGCAACUCCCAAUUACGUUCACCAAUACGAAGAUUCUCUUCACUAUCACGCUCCGAUCAGACAGAACGAGUUCCCCGGACAUCCUACAGGACAUUACAAAGAAGAGAAUCGUGAUCCAACCUCUUAUCACACUCUUCCACAACCAGGACAUUCUCAACAACAGCAACAACAUCCUCAUCCACAACAUCCUCAUCAUCAGCAACAUUCUCAUCAGCACCAACAACAACAACAGCAACAGCAGGCCCAAGUACCUACUUACAAGUGGAUGCAAGUUAAAAGGAACGUUCCUAAGCCCGUCGCCACAAAAACGACUCACAAUGCUGGAGAUUUUAUCGGUAACACGGUCGGUGGUACAAAUCCAUCGGUCUAUGGAAAUUCAACGAGUGGUACCGUGAACUGUCUUACUGGCGGUCCAUUAGCUGGUAUAACAAGUGGCUUCAACAAUACCGGUCGUACGAACUUCACUAACAAACAACUAACCGAAUUAGAGAAGGAAUUCCAUUUUAACAAGUACUUGACACGCGCGAGACGCAUCGAAAUAGCCUCAGCCCUUCAACUAAACGAGACGCAAGUGAAAAUCUGGUUUCAGAAUAGACGAAUGAAGCAGAAGAAGAGGAUGAAGGAGGGCCUUAUACCGGCCGAUGGUGGAAACGUUAGUCAACUAACUGGUGCGAGGAGUAGCAGCAAUUCACCGACGAGCAAUCACCAAACAACAACCAAUCAGGACAAUAUUACUGGACUUAGUUUAUCCAGUUUCACCAGCGACAAUAGUCGAGAAUCACCGCCUAUAUCGAUCAAAGAUUAACUCGAUCAUUUAUGAUCUUACGCGACGAGACGAUGAUUGGAUCUAAACUAAGACUCUCGUGAUAGGAAGCAAAAAUAAUUAUUGAUAUCCUGCCAAUGAGGCAAACAAAAAGAUAUUUCCUUAUGUUUACAUAUUACUCGAAUAAUAUUUCGUUCAACAAUUGCAUUCAUACUGAUCUUAUUUCGAAUAUCACGUUCAUUGCAAAUAAACUUCUUUAUUUAACGAUUUAAGAUAUAAAUGUGUUUUUAUUGUUUUCUUUUAUUUUUAUCUUUUUUUUUUUUCUCUAUAAUUGAUAUUAAACUCGAGAUAUAAUUCUCGCAUUUAGAUAGAAGAAAAAUAUGAAAAUUCGUCUUAAAGCUGGAAAUAUUUAUGAUUUAGUCGUUAUGUAAAUUAUUAUUCGAUAUAGGCGAACUCUUUCUUUUCGUGCUACAACGUUACCAUUGUAAAUUAUCUUAUUCUCAACGAUCUUAGUAAAUUUAUUUUUGCUUAAAAUUUCGUGAUUACAUCAUAUAUAUCUCGAUUAUAUGAAAAUUGUAAAAAGAAACUACCAUCCUGAGAGAGCCCUCGUUAGAUUAAAAAAAGAAAAAGAAAAAGAAAAAAAAAAGAAAAAAUACAUCUAGAAAUAAUACAAACAACUUAGAUUAUCUUUUAAUUAGAUAAUUCUACUAUCGAUAAAAUAAACGAAGAUG
Molecule: messenger RNA, 2983 nt
Organism: Vespula pensylvanica (western yellowjacket)
Lineage: Eukaryota; Metazoa; Arthropoda; Insecta; Hymenoptera; Vespidae
Product: homeobox protein Hox-A1-like
Exons: 2
Coding region: 837-2294 (485 amino acids)
Biological process (GO): regulation of transcription by RNA polymerase II
Cellular component (GO): nucleus
Molecular function (GO): DNA-binding transcription factor activity, RNA polymerase II-specific; RNA polymerase II cis-regulatory region sequence-specific DNA binding
Source: RefSeq, a predicted model, not a curated record